This is a messenger RNA of Drosophila takahashii, 2976 nucleotides long. It is a transcript of the gene CanA1, whose product is annotated as Calcineurin A1. Gene Ontology annotation, cellular component: cytoplasm; calcineurin complex. The record is from RefSeq and is a predicted model, not a curated record. Gene Ontology annotation, biological process: calcineurin-mediated signaling. Gene Ontology annotation, molecular function: calmodulin binding; calmodulin-dependent protein phosphatase activity. NCBI's taxonomy places the organism in Eukaryota, Metazoa, Arthropoda, Insecta, Diptera, Drosophilidae.
AGUUUCGAGGAAAAUCGCGUCGCGCCAACUUGGGAAAUGCGUUGCGUCGUGUCCCGUGAAAAAUAAUCGAGACUAAAGGAUUAUUAUAACAAUAAUAAUAGACAUAGAUAGCAAACAAAGUGUGACCAAAGUGAUAUAUGUGUGCCUGUCGACCCGUCUAUUUGUAAAUCCGUUGCUAUUUUCGCCAUUUCUGUUGUGGCUAAUUAGUACAAAGUGUCGAGCAAUUUUCCGUCUCAAUUAAAGUGCUGCUAUAAUACCAUAGCCAUACCCUUUGCCAAAAAGCAUCCGUUAAACAAUGUGCGGUGAUGACUUAAUGAAAAGUUAAUACGUCUUUGAAUAAUUGCAGCAAAUUGAAAUAUUAAUUGUUCAACAUUUAUUUCGAGUGCGAAAAGUUUGUCUCUAUCUCGCUAUAUUGGCAUUGCCUGGCUAAAAAUACAAGAAAGUCCACAGCUAUACAAGAGAUAUAACAACAAGUUUUAUUUAUUGCCUAAAUAUAUUUGUAUAUUUUGUGUGUUUUUGUGUCCCGUCCUCCAUAAAGACGCCCAGGCAAAGGCGUAUAAUUUUCUAAAUUCUUGUGCUAGUAACACUUUCAGCACCAGCAAAAAGUCAAGCCAUUAAAAAAUAUAUAUCGUGCUAAGGAAUCGCAAAAAAACAACAAGAUCAACACACCAGCAGAACAUAAAAAAUUAAUAAAAAAGAAGGCAGAAACAAAAACAAAGGCCGAAUAAAUAAUCCAACAAUAUGUCGGCGUCUACGCGAAGUUCGGUGACGAGAAAAUCGUCGCUAUCCAAAAGUUCUAGUACCGACAAAUCCACAAAGUCCUCGGCGAAUUCCUCAAAGACCGCGACAACCGCCAGUGGAAACAAACAGAAAAUGCAGUACACAAAAACCAGGGAGCGCAUGGUCGAUGACGUUCCCCUGCCACCCGCCCACAAACUGACCAUGUCAGAGGUAUACGAUGAUCCCAAGACCGGAAAGCCCAACUUCGACGCCCUGCGUCAGCACUUCCUGCUGGAAGGACGAAUCGAGGAGGCGGUGGCCCUUAGGAUCAUCACCGAAGGAGCCGCCCUGUUGCGCGAGGAGAAGAACAUGAUCGACGUGGAGGCACCCAUUACCGUGUGCGGGGAUAUCCACGGUCAGUUCUUCGAUCUCGUUAAGCUGUUCGAGGUGGGUGGUCCACCGGCCACCACCAGGUACCUUUUUUUGGGCGACUACGUGGACAGGGGUUACUUCAGUAUAGAGUGCGUUCUUUAUCUGUGGUCUCUGAAAAUAACCUACCCCACCACACUUUCCCUGCUGCGAGGAAAUCACGAGUGCAGGCACCUCACAGAGUACUUUACCUUCAAGCAGGAAUGCAUCAUCAAGUAUUCGGAAAGUAUUUACGACGCCUGCAUGGAGGCGUUUGACUGCCUGCCCCUCGCCGCCCUCCUGAAUCAACAGUUCCUCUGUAUUCACGGUGGUCUGUCGCCUGAGAUUUUCACACUCGACGACAUCAAGACGUUAAAUCGCUUCAGGGAACCACCGGCUUAUGGACCCAUGUGCGAUCUUCUCUGGUCCGAUCCUCUGGAGGACUUUGGCAAUGAAAAAACCAACGAGUUUUUCUCCCACAACUCGGUUCGUGGCUGCUCCUACUUCUUCAGCUACUCGGCCUGUUGUGAGUUCCUGCAGAAGAACAACCUCCUGUCGAUAGUCAGGGCCCAUGAGGCUCAAGAUGCUGGUUACCGCAUGUAUCGUAAGAACCAAGUUACGGGCUUCCCCUCGCUGAUUACUAUUUUCUCCGCCCCUAAUUAUCUGGAUGUUUACAACAACAAGGCAGCUGUGCUCAAGUACGAGAACAACGUAAUGAACAUCCGCCAGUUUAAUUGCUCACCCCAUCCCUACUGGCUGCCCAACUUCAUGGACGUUUUCACAUGGUCGCUGCCCUUCGUGGGCGAAAAGGUGACCGAGAUGCUGGUGAAUAUCUUGAACAUUUGUUCUGACGAUGAGUUAGUGGCCGGACCCGAUGACGAGCUGGAGGAAGCUUCCAUGUCGGCGCUGCGCAAAGAGAUAAUACGGAAUAAGAUACGGGCCAUCGGCAAGAUGUCGCGCGUCUUCUCCAUCCUCAGGGAGGAAUCGGAGAGCGUGCUCCAGCUGAAGGGUCUGACGCCCACGGGCGCCUUGCCAGUGGGCGCUUUGUCCGGCGGAAGGGAUUCCCUCAAGGAGGCUCUGGAAGGACUGACCGCAUCCUCGCACAUUCACUCCUUUGCGGAGGCCAAGGGCCUGGAUGCGGUCAACGAACGGAUGCCGCCGCGCCGUCCGCUUUUGAUGAGUGCCAGCAGCAGCAGCAUCACCACGGUCACAAGGAGCAGCAGCAACACUAGCAACAGCAACAGCAACACUGGCAACAGCAACAGCAACACUAGCAACACGACGACAAAGGACGUCAGCAACAUCAGUAGUAAUGACACCACAACCGUAACCAAAACGAGCCGGACUGUUAAAUCGGCCACCACCAGUAAUGUGCGGGCAGGAUUCACCACCAAGAAGUUCUCAUAGUGGAUUCUCAGGGUGGCCGCCUGCUUAAUACUAUUUUUUAUUAUUUUCGUUUCGACUUUCUGUUACCCAUUUAGUUUUACUCCUCGUUAAGGUAAGGUCAGGCUCGCAAAUAAAUUCACACAAACUGUUCUAAAAAUAAUGAUUAUAAAAAUUCUUCAAAAGAUGUCUUAAAGUAUACAUGAAAUAACAAGUAUACCCUAUAAUUUGUGCCAAUUUAUUUGAGAGUAUGACCUUAGCUUUAGUUAAAAUUUUAUACAAAAAACUUUCUCUAAUGCUAGUCAAAACCAAACAAAAAGAAUGUGACCUGCAAUUGUACAGCUUUCGAUUGUAUUUGCUCACUUUAUAGAAUCUCUCCGCGAAAACCCCCAGGCGAUAUUAGUAAAAAUGCAUAGCUGAUAUGAAAAACAGUUUAAUAAAAAUGGCUGCAAAUAGCUAAAAGUU